Molecule: messenger RNA, 1383 nt
Organism: Arvicola amphibius (Eurasian water vole)
Lineage: Eukaryota; Metazoa; Chordata; Mammalia; Rodentia; Cricetidae
Gene: C11H8orf34
Product: chromosome 11 C8orf34 homolog
Exons: 14
Coding region: 1-1383 (460 amino acids)
Source: RefSeq, a predicted model, not a curated record
AUGGCGUCUCGUCAACAAACCCGAAUCCAGGCUUACCUGGAGAAAAACAAGAUCGGUCCUCUGUUUGAGGAAUUAAUGACCAAGCUAAUAACUGAGACACCAGACCAGCCAAUCCCAUUUCUCAUUGACCAUCUUCAGUCCAAGCAAGGAAACCGAGGACAGCUGCAAAGAACUUUGUCUGGGUCAGCAGCCCUCUGGGCAGAAAGUGAACCAUCAGAACCCAAAGGAACAAGAAGGGACUUUAGAAGCUAUGAUAAACCUUGGCAGUUGAAUGCAAAGAAGCCUAAAAAAUCAAAAAGCGACCUUGCUGUGUCUAAUAUUUCUCCUCCAUCACCAGACUCCAAAUCAUUUCCAAGGUCAGUAGACCAUCCUCAGUGGAACUGGCGGACUAAACCACAAAGCCGUGAUUUUGAUGAAUUGAACCACAUCCUUCAAGAGAGCAAGAAGCUGGGGAAAGCCCUUGAGAAUCUCUCUCGAAGUAUUGCAAUUUCAGACGAACUUGAUAAGGAAACAGUGGCUUUCAAUUCUUCUCUUCUGAGACCCCGCGUGAUUGGGGAGUGGAUUGGCAGAGCAGAAAAUGACGCCGAUCCCCUCGCAGCUGAGAUGUUGCAGCCCCCGGUUCCACGGAGUAAGAAUGACCCAUGGGAAAGUGAAGAGAGCAGCCCUAGCCCCGCAGGCAGCUUAAAGAUGGAGCCCAAGACGAAAGGGUUAAAACAGCAGCAGCAGCAGCAUAAGAAACUUCUGGCUGCAAUGCUUUCCCAGGAUUCCUUCGAGUCUGUCCACAGCCCCACCCCAUCUGUAAUAGAAGACAUUGACAAUGAAGACGAUGCAAUGGAGUUGCUGGAAGAUCUGGAUGACCUAAGAAUGGAGGGCGUUACCACUCUGGUUCUUUCUGGGAGCAAAUUUAACCAAGGUCGUCCUACGCACCCCGCUGAGCCACAGGCCAAAGUCACUCUGAACUUCUGUUCAAGGUGUGCCAGGCUUCAAGGGGACAAUCUGUUGGAAAGGACAGAUGACACGCUACUACUUCAUUCUCCAGAGGAGAUGAUCCCAGAUUCACUGGAUUCUUUACCUGGGACUGAAGAAACUCUCAUGGAGGAAGGUGAAGAUUUUGAGAGAACAUCAAAAUUAACAGAACUUGGAGAAGACUCCAGUGGAGGACACUCUUUGAAAUCCUACAUGGAAGAAGAUGAGUCUUUAAAGCAGUUGCAGGUUGUGCAUCAGCCAUGGCUCGUGCCAAGCGACACAGAAAGCGAGGGCAUUGAAGCAGAGCAGGAUAAACGUUCUGCUGAUCUUCUUUGUGUCCCAUGCUCUUCUUGUCCUAGCCUGAUCUACUCCGGUCUGUCUCUGAAGCAAGCAAAGGAUGUUUCAAGUGGUCCUUAA